This is a messenger RNA of Megalobrama amblycephala (Wuchang bream), 8111 nucleotides long. RefSeq names its product V-set and transmembrane domain containing 2B (gene vstm2b). The transcript is spliced from 5 exons. The record is from RefSeq and is a predicted model, not a curated record. NCBI's taxonomy places the organism in Eukaryota, Metazoa, Chordata, Actinopteri, Cypriniformes, Xenocyprididae. The coding region runs from base 2354 to 3136 and encodes 260 amino acids.
UGUGAAGGUUUGGAUUGUGACAGUAAAGGUAAACACAUUGGCACAUGUCUUGUUGUCAAGUAUAAGAAGCUGACCAGACUGUGUCUUUACAAAAAAAAUGGGGAGAGAGCUAUAAUGGGAUGGACCGAAAAGAGAGACAAAAACACCAGCUUUGCAGCAUGGGUUAAUCACGGAUAUCAGACUCCUCUUAUAAAAUAUAUUGGACUGUUUUCAAAGCCCUUGACUGAUGAGUAUCUUCCUACAACAGAAGGACAGAUUACUGUUCAAUCCCUCUCUGUCUGAUAUUCCGCCUCUUACAGUCUCUCGAUUUCUCACUCUCAAUCUCAUAUACUUUGUCAUAUUUUUUUAUUUUUUUUUCAACCAAACUGAGCACUCUGUUCUCUUUCUCACCAUCUCUUGAGUAUCAAUACUUCGAUAAUGGGCAAAAGCCUAAUUUCAAUAGCGCCCUCGCCCAAUUUCUCCCUUUAUCUCUCUCUCUCUCUCUUUCAGUUUCUCUCUUCCUUUCUGUGUUGGUGAAGUGCUAAUGGGAGUGUAGGGGUGAACAAGUGCUACAUUAUUGGCAGGCAGGCAGCUGGGAGGGAGGGCUGUUUUAGGAUUCAGCCAGGGAAGCACUCUGCUGCACAAGCCUGUGACUCCAGGGACAACGCUGGAUUAGUGGUCAGAUAUGGUGGCAUCCUUCAAUUCCAUUUGAAUGAACAUGUUUGUAUUUGACUUGUAGCACACAUGCCUUACAAUGUUAGAAUAUGGAUUGACAACGAUCUUGAUUUUAUAUCAUGCUUGCUUAUAUCUUUUUAAUAAUCUUUACAUUAAAUACUUCAGCCAAAUACUACUACUAUUACUAAUGAUAAUAUUAUUAUUACAGCCAUAUUUAUCGACCAGCAUAUCAGCUGAUAUUUUUCUGUUUUUAAAACGUCUAAUUUUCCAUCAUGAAAUUGCAUUUAUGUACAGUUUAUCUGGCUUAUAUUGACCACUGGCCACCUUGCUCCUAUAGCUUCGUUCCAAUUAGUGUAUCCCUGCUAAGGCAGGAUGUCCCUGAGCUCUGAACACUAAGCACUUCUUGGAAUCCUGUGAUGUACAAGGCUAAAGGAAGUGUGCAGAUAUUUAUUUUGACUGACUGCCAUCCCUAUUGGAAAAUACAGUUAAUCUGUGUUUUGGAACAUGUACUGCAGUAGCAGCUUCUGCUCUAAGAUGGUCAUUAGCUGGUGCUAGCAGGUCAAUGGACAGUUGAACAGCCACCAUCUUUUAAAAUCAGUUUGACCAAAUGGAAGUUGGUUUGGUCCAAGAUGGUCUUGCUUUAGCUAAUGUCUAUCUUAGACCAGCUAAAAAACAGUUACCAUGUUCCAAAACAGUUGCCAGCUUAAUCUGGAUUUUCCAUCAGGGAGAGAAGAAAUGCAGAUUACCUCCAUGGUAUUAUUAUCAGUAACCAGAGUCGAAUGUUGGGAGAGGGAGAUUAAGGGUAUACGCUUAAUCUGAGGUAUCGGAGUUUCGUAUUAAAAUGAAAUAAUUCUGGUCAUGACGCAACGGCUGUUAAUUUAAUAGUCGCUUGUUGAUCCCAUAGAGAGAACCGCAAGAAGCGCCUUUUAUUUCCUGAUUUGCUUUGUACGUCCGCUGGCUCUUAUUGGUCGAGCCGUAUGCUGAUUUGACAGACAGAGACUGUUAGUUUGCUCCCAAACCCCGUCAGUCUGUCAGUGGUCUGGAAAUGCCAAAGCGCCUCCUCGCUGCUCACGCGCUCACACACAAAGCAGAGGGUUCCGGUGGUGCGAGCUGGAACGAUCCACUGAUGCCGCUUCUUCGUUUAGGUGCUUAACUGCUCCUUAAAAACGUCGAGGGAAUCUCUUGUCCUCCGACGUUGGGAUUUUUUUUUUUUUUUUUAGUUUUGUUUUCUUUCUUUCAUUUGGUUUGCGGAUUUAGACACAGGAUUGUUUUGUGAUGGGUGGUGGAAGCGAAUCACGGAUUUUUUCUCUUUUUAUGGAGACCAGAGUGAGCCGAUUUUAUACUGUUGAAAGCAAGUUUUAUCUUGAUAAGAAGCAAAUGGUGGAACAGAGGAUUCUUUAGUGGCAAAGGAUACUUACUCAAGAGAUUAACACUUUCCACACAGUUUUCUCAACUGAAAAGGGGUUUUCUGGUUCGCAACAUUGGAUUUUACAUUUUGUUUGACUGACGCAGCAUCGUUUUGGAGUAUCUUAUUUGGAGAUUUCAGUCCUUUUAUUCUACAUUUCUGGGAAGAAACAAUCUUUAAAAGAAUAAACCCGGACGAGACGAAGUUAUGGAGAUGCCAAUGAUAUAAAACCUGUAUAUCCAGGUCAAAUGACCGCUUUCACUCGUUCUCCAAUCUAACCACCUUAUAUAUGACAUGGAAAAACGGGGACUCCACAGCGUCCUUUAUUAUUUCAUUCUGAAUGCGCCCCUGCUAUUCUGUGUAAAUGCCACAUUUACUGAAGUGCCCAAAGAUGUGAGUGUCGGUGAGGGCGAGGAUAUAGAGAUGCCGUGCGCUUUUCGAGCCGUCGGAGUCUCGCCGUUCUCUCUGGAGAUUCAAUGGUGGUACCUCAAGGAAGCGGCCCCUAAAGAGCUCGCUCACGAACUGCAAAUUAGCGCUCCGGCCAACAGAGCCAAGGUUGCCCACCGGGACGCCACGAAAAUAAGCACGGUGAGGGUCCAAGGCAACGCCAUUUCCCACAAGCUCAGCCUUUCGAGUGUGCGGAAGGAGGAUGAGGGAGUGUAUGAGUGUCGGGUUUUGGACUUGUACUCUGAUGAGACUCAGGAAUACAAGGUGCAGGCCACUCUGCGCGUGACACCGCGCGAGGGAAUGCUGGCCGAGGAGGCCGUGUCUCACAUCCAGAACCGAUGGCCACUGAGGAACAGCAACACAGCGACAGGUGGACGGGCUACUUCUGAACCAGGCCAGGGGCAGGGAAAACCCCGCGUGCCUCCGCCGGUUGGAAUGGGACCCGCUCCCGCCUCACCGACUACUGCGGGAUCUGCAGUCAAGUCGUCAGCUUCUCCUCGGCCAGGCAAUUCAUCUAUCCUGAGACAACAGCACGGAUCCGGUUCCGGAACCAUGGCAGCCACUGAGCCACUCCUUUACAUCACUCUGCUGAUCCUGCAUAAGCUCCUCCCCUUCCUGUUUGCCUACUAAGAGACCACAGCCAAACAACUCGCAAUGAUUUCACUUUAUGUACCAAACGACAAAGGGAAAAUAUAACUACGUAUAUAUAAAUAUAUAUAAAUAUAUCUACCAUUAUGGCACAUCACAGAGAGGAGUGGGAUAGCCUAUGACUUUGGAGAAAAUUAAAAUAUCAGAAUAAUAAAGAGAAGGCCAAUUUCUUUUCUGGGACUUGUGUAGAAGAUCUGUGUCAGAUUUGGAUGUAAAAUGGAUUCUAUAUGAAGCAUGAUGAAAAAAAAACAACACAAAAAAAUUAAAAUGAGUCUAUGUGAAUUAGAGCUUCACAACUGUGUCAUACACACAACUGACAUCCAUAAACGCUGCAUCCAGUUUCCAAAUACUAGUGUUUGCCUUGCUAAAUGCAUGGCUGUCUUAAUUUAUUAUUUGUUUUUGUUUUUUGUUUUUUCAAUUAUCAAAUAAGGUUUGUUUAUUUGUUUGUUUUCCAUCUCACUACAGUUUCAAUUUUGGCAUUGUUCUUACUGGAGUAUCUGAUGUUGAAUCAUAAAUGACUUGGUCUUUUGAGAUCACAUUGUUUUAUCAUUGUUUUUUUUUUUUUGUUUUGUUUUUUUUGUUUUUUAUCAACUUUUUUUUGUUUGUUUGUUUUAUCAACUUUUUUUUUUCUUUUGCAUGAACUGUUCAGCAGUCUCAUUUUUCAUUUCAUAAAUGUGAAAGAAGGCGCUCUCUCAUGUCAGUUCUUUCUACAAGACUGUGUGUAAUACUGUGUAUUCUGUUCCCUCACAUCUGACUUCUGAGUUCUCAAGCAUUUUUUGUCUCAUAAUGUAUAAAAUUGCAACCUUAUAUAUUUUGAUCAAAUAAGGCACAUGUUACCAUAGUGGUUGUUAGUCACCUCUAAUAAUGUUUAUUUUUAUUAAAGGUAUGGUGGUCAAAAAAAAAAACAUUCAUUUAUAAAAUUAAAAAUGGAAAAAAAAAAAAACAUUGGUAUGUUGCCAACACAGUUGAAAUAAAAGUUGUUUCUUUAAAAAAAAAAAAAAAAAAAAAGUUUAGAUUUUUACAUCUCAACAGCACUUUUUUUGUUUUUUUGUUUUUUUAUUCAGGUGCACUAACACCAGGCAGCUGCAUGACGGUAGUGUCUCAGCUAAACACUCCAGCCUCCCACGGGUGUCAUGAACUGUAAUGUAUUCUUCACAAUAGGAUAGGCCCAAUUCCAGCUGAAAAACACAUUACUCUCACAAGCAUCACCAACUGAGCACAGCUGGCGUACAACUCAUGGUUCAUUUCAUUAGUCAAAUGCACGUCACCCUGUCAAAUAACUCUUAACUCUCUGCUGCUGUCUUCACUGAACCCUGCUCCGCUCUCUUCCGCUCUACCUAAACACAUCUCCUGAUGAAUGGCAGAGGCAUUGUUCCUUGCUAAAGCACUGCAUUCUAUUGUCUUAAUGGAAGCCUGCAAGGCAUCACAAACCAGACUCUCACUGACUCAGACAUUCAUUGUGUUUAUCGCUUCCAAGUAACUGACUUUCACUCACUUUAAAUUUAACAAGCACAAUGAAAAGUCAUCUUCCUUUCAAUGGAAUAAAUAACAGUUUAUACAAACAAAUGGAUCCAAGGGGUAAAAAUGAGAAUCCACCACAACAUUAGCAUUUUUCUUUUUUAAAACAAAAUGAGCCAGGUUGCUUUUAUUCUGCUUGGUGAAGGCCUCUUCUCCCUAUCAAAGUAAUGAGUGUUUGACAUGGCCAUUUAUAUGUGUUACAUAACAAGGCCCUGAGUGCUUUCCCCAUCGAUGUAAAUCAUCCCUCAUUCAAGUAAAUAACACAGCUCCCUCUUAUUUCCGCUUCCUUCUAAAAUCCACUUCUCAAGGAAACAUCAGAGAUAGACAGCAAAAUCCCGCUGUGGAUUUGUUGCAGAUUCACUCGUGUAAGACACAUCAGUUGACAAUAACAAAGUGCAUACUGGUUAUAAUUGCUUUGUCAUUGAUUGAUUAAUUUGCACUCUUUCUCUGGCCAUCAAUAAGAAUUAAAAUGACAUUGCCUCACAGAAUUGAAGAUGUAUAUUUGGUUGCUCUUUUAUAGCUCAGGUCUUCUUAACUUUAUCUUAGAUAUUCGGUUAAAUAAUUGCUUAGGAAAAAAUAAAAUGAGACAAUAACUGACAUAUAAUACAAGUGCAGAGCUAUACAAUUAAUGUUUGUUGUUAAAUUUCAGAUGAUUUGGUUUUGAAAGAAUGAUCAGACAUGUUUUGCAUUAAUAUUAAAGAUGUACACUGAAAAAAAAAUAGUGUAGGAUUUAUCCUGAAACAAUUUUCACUCAGAAAUUGCAGGUACAUUUCUCAAAUAAAUGCAGAAACGGCAAAUAACAUAUUGAAUUAAACAUGAAAUAUUGAUGUAGAAAGACUGAAACAGUAUUUUCUUGUAAGACGUACUCUGAUCAUCUUUGUUUUAUUUACAACUUUGAGGAAAAAAAAUUUAACAGUAUGCAGGCAAAUCUGAGAACAAUUUGUGACAGAGAUCUCCCCUGAUAUAGAAGAGACUCAUGAGAUUAUAAGGGUUGUUUAUCUUAGGAUAAAAAUCUGAAAAGAAGGACACAUUUUUGGUUUCCAUUAUGGUCGCAUUACUGUCUAAGAGAAACAACAGAGAUAUGAAAGAGAUCUCAUUCAUCAUCUUAUCUAAUAUGCAGAAAGCCUAAAGUAAAAUGCUGUCGCUUUAUGACAACUUUGUGUGCUUCAGAUAUGCUUGUGCCUAAUGGGAACAGCCAAAUGCUGAUAUCCCUUGGAUUUUAAACAUUGCAGAUUAAAAAGAAAUGGUAUGGCACAUUACAAAGAAGAUUUUCCUUACAUAUAUACUGUAGGCUAUCUAAGCGUGUUUGGUCCAGAAAAUCACAUUCAUAUUACAUCUGCAGUAAAAAGUGAUGGAAGAGGUUAAUGCAGUAGCUCCAGUACUUAACUGUGGUGACUUAGCUUUUAUAAGGUGAAAUAAAAUGUGCGCUGGACACAGUGCACACAAUAUUGAAGUAAUAUGCCACAAUAAAUAAAAUUGCAAUUUUAAGAUGUCCUUGCUGUAUCACAGAGUAAUGGCUUCAUUAAACUGUUUGCAUGUGAUGAAAAGUGAUCAAAUACAGUAAUAUGCAUUGGAUUCUUGCUGUAAUAUUUAUGUGUGGAUUAUCAGCAGAUGGUGAGAUGAUAAUCUCGGCAAUGGACUAUAGCCGAGGCAGAAAUUUGUUUCCACACAAGAAACACAAAGUAUUACAGUAGAUAAAAACUUCAGAGCAAGGUUUGCUGCAUUACAGUGUGUUCAGUUCAUAAGCCAUUUCUGCCGAUUAUAGUCAGCUGCACAGGGGCAUUUAUAACCCCCAUCUAAGGACACAAAGGAAAGUGCCUGAACUGGGACAGGACAUUGGAAUCAUAACUGGGUUUCAUUUGUUUGUUUGUUUUUCAUGGUUGACAGUCAGUGCACACUGAGGUGAUGCAUUGUGUACCAGAGACUUUUGCCCUCAGACUCUCACUUACACUCAGGAUGAUCAAUUCCUUGAUGCAAUCUGUCUCGUUCUAAUAAAGAACAACAGAGAGAUAACCAAACAACAGCACAGAGGUGUUGCCAAUGAAGUAAGAAUAGGCUUAAUGCCAAGCAUGGUCUCAGAUCACUGUCAGUUGGAGUGACGGUGUCAGACCCCUCGACAAAUUAACACAAGCCCGCUGGCCUGACCAAAACCACAGCCAUUCAAGACUAAAACAUUUCUGAGGACUCAUUCUUAAAGGGAUGUAUGAAGAUGUAAUGCAGUUUCGUAACUAAUAGUCCUUACCCCUUACAGGCUAUGAUUACAUAUAGCACCGGUUUACAGUCUUAACCAAGAUUGUGGUCUCAAGGCAUGUCUUUUCAAAAACUAUGAAAGUUCAAUGUGUAAUUAAAUCAUUUAAUAUAUUGAUCAUUCAUACAUAGGGAAAUAUAUUUUCUUUUCGUAAGGAAGACUUGAACCUUGGAGUUCUGGACUGUGGGAUCAAUUGAGUCUCUUAGCUCGAACAAGAGCCUGACCUUCUCCUGCUUAUAGCCCAGACUGAUGAAUUUCAGGGGAAGCUGUAAGUUGUUUCUUUGUUUAGGUUAUUAUGUCGUCCUGUAUCGGAGUCUGAGAACCCAGUACACUACUCACACUACUAAACAAUGGCAUAAGUGCAUUAAGUGCGUAAGUACAUGGGGGACACACCUAAAGUUUAUGGUUGUAUCAGUAUAUGAGCAGAGCUGAGAAAAAGAUUUUCCAUGAAUAAUCACUCUAAUCUGGACCAGUUCCUCACACAAAAUCAUUUUAUGGCUUAAGAAGGAAGUGUAUGAACUUGUGAAUCUCUCACAAUAUCUUUACAUAGCCUACAAUAUCUUUACAUGCAACCUAGUUAAAAGGCUAAGAUAGAGUAUCAAAUUCCCUUAUAUUUUUACAUUUUCUGAAAGAUAGUGAAAGCCUCCACUAUUCAAUGAGGUGGUAAAAUUGGGUUAAUGGUAUAAUUCAUUUCAUUUCAUUUCAUGGUAUAUUUGAAAAUAUACAGAAUAAUAUGGUACUGCAUGUGUAUAAAUAUAUUGCAGAUAUAUUUACUCAUUCAGUAAAAACAUAUUAUAGAGAGAGAAAUGUAAUAUAUUUUAUAAUUAUUUGCAUUAUAAAUGUUUCAUAUUUUCAAGCUAUAGUAACUGUCCUGCAGAGUUUAGUUCCAGCUUCACUCAACACACCUGCAUGGAAGUUUCUAGUAUGUCCAGUAAGCUCUCUUCAGCACAAUGGUAACCCCAAAAACUCAGACAUACCAGAAAACAUUUUAAAUUUCAAAAUAAUAGAACAUUAAACACUAACCGAUCUCCCCCUAUAUUAGUGUUGUGCAAAACACAUGAAAUAACACUUCAUUUUAACAUACUCUCCUUUAACAAUCAGAAGCAAAGCAUGCUGGGACCUAAAAAUCUGCUGUAACUCAUUCUGUGAAUGUGUGUAUAUAUGUGUAUGUCCAUACAUUCACAUUUAUAU